This is a messenger RNA of Drosophila subpulchrella, 697 nucleotides long. RefSeq lists its product as uncharacterized. The record is from RefSeq and is a predicted model, not a curated record. The coding region runs from base 72 to 611 and encodes 179 amino acids. Lineage: Eukaryota; Metazoa; Arthropoda; Insecta; Diptera; Drosophilidae. The transcript has a single exon.
GAAUUCAUUCAAAAUGUCAGUGUAAUUUGGUUUUUAGGUUAUCCAAAAUUUGUUGUUAUCAAAUCGAUUAAAUGGGACGAAUAGGCCACAAAAACAGGAAGAAAGUGGAAGUGCAAUUGAGUGGCCAUCAUCCUGAGAAAAAAAAUGUGAAAAAGCUUGGCAAGAAGAAGCCCCUAAAGAAGCACCACAUCUGCUCCCAGUGUCAGAGUCACACUCAUUCCCGCCCAAGGAUUCUAACUUCGAAGGUUUUCCACGACAACUGCUGCAAGUACAAGAUUCGUCCGCGACCCAUGAGAACCAACCAGUGCAAUCUGGCCACCCAGUGCCCCUCUCGCACGAUCCCCCUCUCUGCCUCUGUGCCACUCCUGCGACAUCCUGUCCGGCGGAAGGUGGUUCAUCUACCGGAAACCGUGGUCAUGGACAUGCGGAAUACGGAGGACGCCCGCCGAGUGGCGGUCGGUAAUAAAAAUACCCUUGUCCGAACCAUUCUCCCAGUUCCGGACACUGAAAAUGGACGGAGUCUGGAGGAACUUCGCCAAAUAGAUCUGAGGCCACGGCAUGCUUAUAGAACGGGAAGGGAAAGACCUGUACCCAGCGACUUGGAUCUCUAAGAGUACUUCCUUGAAUAAGGAAAUAUGUUCCUUCUAUAAAGGUCUUUCUUUUCAAUGAAAGCUAAUAAAUAUUACUUCGUUUCGCA